AAAAAAUUGUGCUGUGUAAAGUGUAAACUAACUAUCAAAUUGAACUAUUGAUGAUUGAAGUGCAAUGGCAAAAAGUUCAGGUGAUUGUAAUUGUAAAACCCUAAAACCAAAACCCUCUCUGAGGCUGCAGCGAACUACGUUGUUGGUUACUGGGUAAGCUGAAACAGGAAGUCACCGUUACUGCCACUGCGUGCAAUGUGGUUCGUCUUUCUCUGGUCGCAGAACAAGUCUGUUCUGAGAGCACACUCCCUAUCCAAACAACGUCACCACCUGAAUCAGCUAAGAAAUUUUGUAGAUGGCAGCGGCACCAUCAAAUUGGUCCGAGAUCGUGGUCUGGACCAUGCCGUUGAGAAGGAGAAGAACCUUCAGCCAUUGAUCAAUCUCAAGAACUUCAUCAAGGGUGAGCCUUCGAAGUCUACUCCCAUCUCUGUUAUUGCUGGGAACAGGGAGCGCCUUAAAAUUCCUUAUCGCCCCAUCGACUUUAUCCGACAAUAUCCUUCCUUCUUUGAGGAAUUUCUUCCUGGUGGAAUUGGGAUUCACCCUCACAUCCGGCUCACUCCUGAAGUCCUCAACCUCGAUGCUGAAGAGCAGUUAAUGUAUCAGAGCGAUAGCUAUAAACAACAGGUUGCGGAUAGGCUUUUGAAACUGUUGAUGAUAUCAAGAAUCCAUAAAAUCCCGUUACCAAUCAUUGAACACUUAAAAUGGGAUCUGGGUCUUCCACAGGAUUAUAUUCAGAGUAUAAUCCCUGAGUUUCCUGAUUAUUUUCGGAUUGUGGGUAGAAAAGAUCACGCAUUCGGUUCGGAGAAUAAGCAGGCUCUAGAGUUGGUUUGUUGGAGCAAUGAACUGGCAACUUCGGUUAUGGAGAAGAAGGUGGUCAUGAAUGGGGAAAUGAGUAAUGCAGAGGGAAAACCAAUAGCGUUCCCUCUGCAAUUCUCUACGGGUUUUGAGAUGGAUAAAAAGUAUAAGAAGUGGUUGAAUGACUGGCAGAAGUUGCCAUAUAUAUCUCCAUAUGAAAAUGCAUCUCAUCUUUUGCCCAAGAGUGAUGAAUCUGAUAAGUGGGUCGUCGCUGUUUUGCAUGAAAUUCUUCAUAUUUUAGUUCCAAAAAAGACAGAGAAAGAAAAUUUACUGCUUCUUGGAGAGUACCUGGGUCUCAGAUCAAGAUUUAAGAGAGCAAUGCUUCAACACCCUGGUAUAUUCUAUCUCUCGCAUAAAAUUGGAACCUACACAGUGGUUUUGAGAGAGGGUUACAAAAGGGGUUUUCUGAUUGAGCGUCAUCCACUGAUGACUCUGAGAGGUCAGUAUGUUCACCUCAUAACUACCACUGUGGAAGAUAGCGAUACAGCUAAGGCACAGGGCAAAAGCACCCAACAAGAAUCGAACGGCAAGAAGUUUGAUAGAAAAGCAGAGGUUGUUGAGAACAGUGGAGAGGAGCACAAAGGGGAGAUAUGUGAGCCCUCCAAUGCUGAAGUUGAAGAGGUUAGUGACACUGAUGAUGUUGAUAACGAUGAAGGGCACUCUCAUAGGGGAAGUCAUAAAACCUCCCCAAAUGAUAGAGCUGGAAUAGUCCAGAAAGGAAAAUCUUUGAGGAAUUCUCGAAGAGAAAGUUCAGUUGAACGGAUUCAACUUAAAACCAUGAAAAAAGCUCCAAAAGAAGUUUCAAAAAGAGUGCAAAUGCAUGAUAGACAUAAAGAUGUUGAGAGUUCACAACAGAGAUCAAAAUCACCUAUAAGCAGGGCGAAGUUAACUAGCGAGAAAACCCCACUUAGUAAAAGAGGAAGAAGAAAAUCUGUUCAGGAAGCUAACACAUAGGCAGGGCUUUUGAUCUAUCUAAAGGAAAGGAGGUUUGAAGCUUAGGAUCAAAUCUAUAGCGCUCGAGAAUUUUAGGAGAGAAAGUAAUGGGCGAAAAAGAUGCCAAACACUGCCAGAGAGUUUUCUUCUUGUCAAAAAACUGGUAAAUGGUAAUUCAAGUAACUCGUUCAUUCACAGAUGGUGUCUCCUCCAUCGUUAUUCAGUUCUUCAUUUUUAAUGAUUUAUCUACUAGGAUAUGUUGCUGAUAUCGGAGGUAAUCAAACGCACUGAUGUUGGGGAUUUUUUUUACUCAAUUAAUGCAAAUAGGACACAUGCAAUGUCAUUAUUAGAAAUCCUAUUACCAGAAUCUAAGGGGAAUAAUGGGGAAUACUACUGAUGACAUGUUGGAGUAUGAACAAAUUCAUGGGAUGAAUGAGGAGAAAUAUUGAAGUGGAGUUAAAAUAGCACAUUGAGAGCCACAAGUGGUUGAUUAAAUAAUUCCCAAUUUUAUCGACAAGCAUCCAUUUGGGGUUUCAUUUUUUUUCCCCUGAUCAUGUAUCUGUAGAAACUCUGAUUCCAAGUUCUGAGCCUAAUUAAUUUUGCUGGUAGAAGUUGGUUCAGUUGGUGAAGAUGUGAUCUAUACAACAUAAUGACAUGAGUUCGAAUGUAGCUAUCAAUAUGAGGGUCUUACUGGUGAGUACUUCAUAGGUACUUCUGUAAAAACUUUUUGAGCAAUGUGCCCUACUCUAAUUUUAAUGAGCCUCUAGGAUUCAGUUCAUUUAAACUUCCAAUCUCGCCUAAAAAAUGAGAGAGAAUCCUUAGCUUGGGUGAUGACAUGUAGGUUCUGGUCAUGUGAGAUGCUCCCUCGUAUGGACCCUGCAGCACAAUGUUCCUUGUUAGAGGUUAUUGAAUUUGAGACCUUAUCUACCCUCUUGUAGUCUGAGACAAUUCUGUUGUGCAUUUCUUGUACCUGUACAAUACUAUUAGUGCUCAGUGUUCUGCCAAGAAGAUAUUUUUCCCAAAUUCCAACAGUUUUUUUAUGUAUAUUUUUGCUGUACCAUUUUCUCAAAGAUCGAAUCCUCAGGGAAAAUCUUACUCCUUGAAAGUAAUAAACUUCUUCCCUUCGCAUUUA
This is a messenger RNA of Prosopis cineraria, 2920 nucleotides long. Its product is annotated as protein WHAT'S THIS FACTOR 9, mitochondrial. Bases 196 to 1809 code for a protein of 537 amino acids. Lineage: Eukaryota; Viridiplantae; Streptophyta; Magnoliopsida; Fabales; Fabaceae. Gene Ontology annotation, molecular function: RNA binding. The record is from RefSeq and is a predicted model, not a curated record. The transcript has 2 exons.